Molecule: messenger RNA, 1869 nt
Organism: Paramecium tetraurelia
Lineage: Eukaryota; Ciliophora; Oligohymenophorea; Peniculida; Parameciidae
Exons: 1
Source: RefSeq, a predicted model, not a curated record
AUGAAUACUUUGUUUUUAAGUAUUUUAAUUCUGAUUACUUAAGUAUACAGUUAAUGUACAUCUUAAUAAUAUGAUGAUGGAUUAGGAGGCUGUUUAAAUUGCCUUACUGAAUGUGCAACAUGUUCUGAUGGGACAACUUGCGAUAAUUGCAUAUAAGGUUGGUAUUUGUCUGGCAGUACAUGCUUGAAUUGUGAUGUAAACUGUUUAGAAUGCUAAAAUAACUCCAAUUAUUGCACGAAAUGCAAUAUACUCUAAAAUAAAUAUUUGGAUACUACAAGUAAUACAUGCGUAUCAUGUGAUCCACCAAAAUUCAAAAACCAGGAGAAUUGUGUAGAUACUUGCCCUUUAUAUAUAAAUUCAGUAGAUAGCACUUGUGUUAAUAGUUGUUACGAAAACUGUUAAACGUGUUUAUUAUAUUAUAAUCAUUGCUUAUCAUGUGCAUCAAAUAUGUAUUUAAAUGAAUCAUUAAAUAUUUGCUAAUUGAAUUGCGAUUCAAACUGUGCUACCUGUUUUGAAAAAACAACAACAUGUACUUCAUGUGACUCGGGUAAAUAUUUAAAUUCGUCCUCUCAUUAAUGCUAAUCAAGUUGUGACAGUAAUUGCUUGACUUGUUAGACUACAACAAUAUAUUGUAUUUCUUGUGAUACAGGAUAAUAUUUAAAUGAGUCAAAUCAUUAAUGCUAAUCAAGCUGUGAUAGCAAUUGCUUGACUUGUUAGACUACAACAAAAUAUUGUCUAUCGUGUGAUUCUGGCUAUGCAUUGAAUGCAACAACUCAUUAAUGUGAGUUAAUUUGUGAUAGUAAUUGUCUAACUUGCUAGACUACAUCAACUCAUUGCUUAUCUUGUGAUUCUGGUAAAUAUUUAAAUUCAUCAAUACAUUAAUGCGAAUCAAGCUGCGAUAGCAAUUGUUUAACUUGUUAGACGACAACAACAUAUUGCUUAACGUGUGAUGCAGGUAAUUAUUUGAAUUCAUUAACUCAUUAAUGUUAAUCGAGUUGUGAUAGUAAUUGUGCAACUUGUUAAACUACAACUACUUAUUGCUUGACUUGUAAUUCAGGUAGUUAUUUAAAUUCAUCAACUCAUUAGUGCUAGUCAAAUUGUGAUAGUAAUUGCUUGACUUGUUAAAACACCACCAUAUAGUGUUUAACUUGUGAUAUAGGAAAUUAUUUAAAUUCAUCAACUUAUUAGUGCUAAUCGAAUUGUGAUAGUAAUUGUGCAACCUGUUAGACCACAACGACAUAUUGCUUAACUUGCGAUUCAGGCAAUUAUUUAAAUUCAUCAACUCAUUAGUGCUAGUCAAAUUGUGAUAGUAAUUGUUUGACUUGUCAAAAUACAACCACGUAAUGUUUAACAUGUGAUUCAGGAAAUUAUUUAAAUUCAUCAACUCAUUAAUGCGAAUCAAGCUGUGAUAGCAAUUGCUCCACUUGUUAGACGACAACUACAUAUUGCAUAACUUGUGAUACAGGUAAUUAUUUGAAUUUAUUCACUCAUUUUUGCUAACCAAGUUGUGAUAGUAAUUGCUUGACUUGUUAAAACACAACAAUAUAUUGUUUAUCGUGUGAUUCUGGCAAUACAUUGAAUGCAACAACUCAUUAAUGUGAGUUAACUUGUGAUAGUAAUUGUCUAACUUGCUAGACUACAUCAACUCAUUGCUUAUCUUGUGAUUCUGGUAAAUAUUUAAAUUCAUCAACUCAUUAAUGCGAAUCAAGCUGUGAUAGCAAUUGUUUGACUUGUCAAAAUACAACAACAUAUUGUGUAUCUUGUGAUUCUGGUAAUUAUUUUAAAUUCUUCAAAUCAUUAAUGCCAAUCCAGUUGCGAUAGCAAUUGCCUGACUUGUUAAAACACAACAACAUAUUGUUUGUCUUGUGA